UUCCAAAAGAAACUCUUUACAAAUGCUAAGAGAUAGUAAAACUCCUUUGUUUUACUUCAUGGCAUAAUUCUGGAAAAGAAAAUAGUGGAGAUUUCUUGUGAUUGUUUAGAUUGAGGACAGCUAUGGUAUGCAAAGUAAUAUCCACAUAAUCAGAUUAAUUGUAGGAUUUGUCAAAAAUGCAUCACCGGAAUUGUACAUGGUUAGCAAUGUGCAAGAUUAGAUAUAGAGCCUUUCUCUAACUUUCCAGUAAUUUAAGACCUUAGGCUAAAAAGAAAUAAUUUUGCUAGGAUAAGACACAAAUGUGCACUUUAAAUACAAACUCUUUUAAUUGCUGUAGAAGAAAAAAAAUCCAUCCUAUUGGAGAAUAAUAAAAAUAUUUUCAAAUCUGCUACUUAUUAAAGAACAUUAUUUUAAACAACAGAAACAUACAAGGUUGUUUAUACCAGAGACAGUAAAAUUAGCCAUCUUCCCAGUGAAUUUAUUAAAGUACUCCUGGUAGAACUCCAAGUUAAUCUGUUUUGGUUUUGUUUUCAUCUUAUUUGGUAAUAUUAACAAAUGAAAAAUUGAAGACAUGGGUUAAUAUGUAUAACCUUUGACCCUUCAGAAAUGGAAGACUUUUCACUUAAUUUAGGCCAGUUCUACCUUAGUGUCUGGCUACUUAGAGACCUAAGAGGAUACAGUCAAUGUGAAGUUAUGUUAGCUGUUUUAAAAAUAUAUAUAUUUUCCCUUACUCUAUUUUUUUUUAAUUUCAGCAUUAUGAGAUGAACAGAAAAUGAGAAAGCAGGAUUUAUAGUAAAAGCAAAAGUUACUGAUUAAACUCAAGAAUUCUGAAUAAGGAACAUAAUUUAUUUAGCAUUUUAAGAGAAAAGCAGGUGAUAUAAAGUAUGAUUUUUUUUUAAAUGUUCCUGUUCUUUUUGAUACCCUUAAAACCUUUGGUGCACCAUGUGUUUCAGCUUUGGUACCAAAAAUUUAUAAAAUCAGUGAAAGGACUGGUAUUUGUAAUCUUAAAGACCUGAAAAGUCAGUAAGACCAUAUAAUUAGGGGGAAAGGCUACAGGAUAAUAAUAAGCCUAUAGAGUAAUUUCCAGUCUUAACCUAGCCCAAUCUGGUUUUCAGAAUUACACUUACUGACUUGGGGUGGUUUUAUUUUCAUUCCAAACUGGGUAGGCAUUUGAAGAUACUAUCAGAUUUAAAGGAACCUUAAAUUCCUUUAAAGAUAUUGUUGAAUGGCAACACCAAAGCAAGGAAGCUACUCAGGGUGAUCAAAGUCAUUCAUCUAGCAAAAGAAAAAAAAAGUCAGAACCAAAGGUGACAGAAAUAAUAAUUCCCCAGAAAGAAAGGAUUUUGGCAUAUAUCCCAAGAGUUCUAUGUUCUCAACACUAUUUUGAGAAAUCAAAAAUAUCUACAUAAUGUAGAUGUCUUUGAGUUAACAAAAAAUAAGCAGUUGUCCUUAUUAGUAGAAUCACAAAUGUUUGCUUCUUAAUUCAUACAAAACUAUAGUAGAGGAUCUCUGGAUGAUUGUUUAAAUACAGCAGCAAGAAAAUUGUGGCAUGACUGGAUCUGUCUUAAACACAAAAUCAUGAGGAAAACAAAACUUCUAAGAUUCAUUGGAUAAAAAGGUAAGAGAAAUAACUUUAUUUUUGUGUAUUUUGUUCACAUGGUGGGUGUGCUUAUUAAAUUAUUAUGUCUUUCUGUCCCAAAAUCCCUUGGUGAAUUUUUAUUAUUUUACCAUGUUUAUUUAGCUACUUUGUGCAUUGUCUCUGCAUUUUAAACAGUGUAAACGUAUGUGUCAAACUUUUUUUUUUUUCUUAAUUCUGACAAAAACAAUGUACAGGAGCAGCUUAUUCAGAUGCCUGCUUUGCAAAUGUGUUUUGGUCUUUAAAUAUAUAUAUGUACAUAUAUGUGUUAAACACAUUUGUAUAAAUAGAUGUGGUUUGGUGACUUCUUUGACAUAGUGAGCAGAAUGAAAUGUAAAAAAAAAAAAAGGAAAGAAAACCUUUGUACUUGAAAGGAUGAGGUAUGAAGUUUUUUGUUUGUCUUUAAAUCAAAACUUUUGAACCAAAAAACCUUUGGAGUUUAAAGGGUCUAUUACUUCUGAUGUGGAGCAUAUUAACAUAAUUACAAACUCUUUUAUUUACUCAUAGUCACUGCUAAGUUGAUGUUUAAACCUUUGAUUAAGUCGCAAAGCUGAAUAUGUUCAGACAGCUGUGUAAUAUCUCGUCUUCACAAAACAAAUAAUGGUUUUAGCUUUUUGUUUGUGUGUUUGUUUUGAUCCCUUUUUGUUACUAUGAAUUUGUCUUUUUCUUAUAGCCAGACUGUUAGUGGUAAAAUAUUAAAAUAUUGUAUUGUGUAGUACUGGGACUUUAGAGCAAAACAGCACUGUUAAUUCAUGCCUUUGCCUUGUCACGCCCUGGUGUGGUUCAUCUCUUCUGUCCUUCUUAUCAGAGCAUCUCAGUGCUUAGUUGAGCUUGUUUAUCUUGAAAGAGCAGGAGGCAGGCUUUUAGGGAGUAAGCUGCAUGUUCCAGUAUAACAGGCACCAAUGCUGUUUGACUUGAAAAACAUUUGAUCUCUUACAUUAACAGCCCAUGUCACUGUAAUAGGGACCACAGCUGGGCUGCUGUUCAGUUUUCUAUUAUUUUAGCUUCGAAAUAACUGUUAGUGCUGCUCCAAAAUCUCCAUCUAUAAAAUUGUGUGUUGGCUGUCCCCCCAGGACUCAAUUCCUCAGAGAGAGAAGACUGUAAUAAUGGCGAACCCCCUAGGAAGAUAAUACCAGAGAAGAAUUCACUUAGACAGACUUACAAUAGUUGUGCCAGACUCUGCUUAAACCAAGAAACAGUAUGUCUAGCAAGCACGGCUAUGAAGACUGAAAAUUGUGUGGCCAAGACAAAACUUGCCAAUGGCACUUCCAGUAUGAUUGUGCCCAAGCAACGGAAACUCUCAGCAAGCUAUGAGAAGGAAAAGGAACUCUGUGUCAAGUAUUUUGAGCAGUGGUCAGAAUCUGAUCAAGUGGAGUUUGUGGAACAUCUGAUAUCCCAAAUGUGUCAUUACCAGCAUGGGCACAUAAACUCAUAUCUUAAACCUAUGUUGCAGAGAGAUUUUAUAACUGCUUUGCCAGCACGGGGUUUGGAUCAUAUUGCUGAGAACAUUCUGUCAUACCUGGAUGCCAAAUCGUUAUGUGCUGCUGAACUUGUGUGCAAGGAAUGGUACCGAGUGACGUCUGAUGGCAUGUUAUGGAAGAAACUCAUCGAGAGAAUGGUCAGGACAGAUUCUCUGUGGAGAGGCCUGGCAGAACGAAGAGGGUGGGGACAGUAUUUAUUCAAAAACAAACCUCCUGAUGGGAAUGCUCCUCCUAACUCUUUUUAUAGAGCACUUUAUCCUAAAAUUAUACAAGACAUUGAGACAAUAGAAUCUAACUGGAGGUGUGGAAGACAUAGCUUACAGAGAAUUCACUGCCGAAGUGAAACAAGCAAAGGAGUUUACUGCUUACAGUACGAUGAUCAGAAAAUAGUAAGCGGCCUUCGAGACAACACAAUCAAGAUAUGGGAUAAAAGCACAUUGGAAUGCAAGCGAAUUCUCACGGGCCACACGGGUUCUGUCCUGUGUCUGCAGUAUGACGAGAGGGUGAUCAUAACUGGAUCAUCGGAUUCCACGGUCAGAGUGUGGGAUGUAAAUACAGGAGAAAUGCUAAACACAUUGAUUCACCAUUGUGAAGCAGUUCUGCACUUGCGUUUCAAUAACGGCAUGAUGGUGACCUGCUCCAAAGAUCGUUCCAUUGCUGUAUGGGAUAUGGCGUCCCCAACUGACAUUACCCUCCGGAGGGUGCUGGUUGGACACCGAGCUGCUGUCAAUGUUGUAGAUUUUGAUGACAAGUACAUCGUUUCUGCAUCUGGGGAUAGAACUAUAAAGGUAUGGAACACAAGUACUUGUGAAUUUGUAAGGACCUUAAAUGGACACAAACGAGGCAUUGCCUGUUUGCAGUACAGAGACAGGCUGGUUGUGAGCGGCUCCUCUGACAACACUAUCAGAUUGUGGGACAUAGAAUGUGGCGCGUGUUUGCGAGUGUUAGAAGGCCAUGAAGAGUUGGUGCGUUGUAUUCGGUUUGAUAACAAGAGGAUAGUCAGCGGGGCCUAUGACGGGAAAAUUAAAGUGUGGGAUCUUGUGGCUGCUUUAGAUCCCCGUGCUCCUGCAGGAACACUUUGUCUGCGGACCCUUGUGGAGCAUUCUGGAAGAGUCUUCCGACUCCAGUUUGAUGAAUUCCAGAUUGUCAGUAGUUCACAUGAUGACACCAUCCUCAUCUGGGACUUUCUAAAUGAUCCAGCUGCCCAAGCUGAACCUCCGCGUUCCCCUUCUCGAACAUACACCUACAUCUCCAGAUAAAUAUGCAUACACUGACCUCGUACUUGCCCAGGACUCAUUAAAGUUGCGGUAUUUAACAUAUCUGCCAAUACCAGGACGAGGAACAACAGUAAAAUCAAAAUACUUCCCGGUUUCCCGGACUAGCCGAGGAGCGGGGCUGCGCGACUCCUGCUGGGACACAGUUGGUCUGCAGUCGGCCCGGGCCAGUCUCCUCCGCGCAGCUGCCUGCUCCAGUGCUGCUAUUGGAAGAUGUCUCCUUUCUUUGUGAAUGAUCGAACGUUUCAACCUCCCGCCCCUCCUCCUUUCCCCCUGCACCUGUUUUUUCCCCAUUUGGUUCCAGACAAAGAUGACUUAUAAAUAUAUUUAGUGUUUUGCCAGAAUCUCUCUUGCUUUGCCAUUAAGCAGAAGAACUAAUUUCACUCUGUAGCCUACUGGGAGAGACCCAUUUCUUGGGGACAGGGGUGCAGGCCGUCAGCACCCAGUGCCUCCUGGUUAGCUGCAGGAAAGCCCGACACCCGGCCCCGCUGCGCCGAGCAGACAGAGCUCUCUGUGUCGCCUCCAGGCAAAUAGAGAAGACAAGAACGAACACCCUGGAAGAUCGGGCCUCCUGCCUCCCUCUGUGUCUCGUGUGCGUCUCUCCUCCUCCCUGCCGCCCCCAGCACCUUCAGCCGGUGCUCUCCCCAGCCUGAGAAGAGAGUGUGUGAAGAGGAGUGUCCUCGGUUGGCACGCGCCAGCCCAGCUAGGAAAUGCGACCAUGACAGAGUUCAGUGCUAUUAGUCACAAUUUCAAACAGUCUUUGCUGCAGGUGGCCCUGUGGUGACACUGGAUUCUCCUACCUGAUGCUGCCAUCCUCUUUACAACUCUGUUCUCUUCUCCUUCUUCCCCCGACCCAGAAAGGGGGUGGGGGUGGGGCAGCAGUGCCUGGACUCCAUCAGUGGCUGCGUCUUUCCUGGACUCAGCAGUCUCCUUGACUCCAUGUAGAGUGUGGAACGGAGCUGCUGAUUGCAUUUCCUCUCAUUACCAAUUAGAUGUGGAAUAAAAAGCAUUGCACUUCAUCUUAAAUCACUAGUAGGGCUCAGCCUACAGAAGGGUUUGGAAUGGCCAGAGCCAUCACUCAGCGCGUUCUGCAUAAUGAUUCCCAUCUCUGAUUCCUUGUCAGAGCCCGGGAGCAUCCGGGCACCUGGGCCUUUACCAAGCCGCAGUUGGACUGGCUGAGGAGAUGGUCAGGGAUAAAAGCUGGUUGCUUUAUCGUUUAGGCCAGUAAAUACCACUUCUGAACACAGAUCUGACCCUGUGCACCUUGCACUGCAGAGCCUGCCUUCUGCUUCUCCCAAGCCUGGUUUCUGCAAAAGGGUGGAGCUGCCAGAGAGAGGAUCAGGGUGAAGUUUGGCACACAGGGUCUAUUGAUGGGGCAGAAACUGCGUUCUCUUUCAUUUCUUCUUCCUCCUGGCCUUAAUUUGCUCUCCACUUUUCCCCAGCCAGUGAAAAUUCUCUGGCAGUCAGUGAACAACAUAAACAAAUGGACCUCGGCAAGGGCCGGGCUGACCUGGCCAUGCACAAGUCAGCUUCUGGGCGUCCACGAAUGUAAGGGCACAUGUGCCUCACCACGCCGAGAGCCCAGGGGAUACUGUUCACUGCGAGCCCAGAUUCCUUCCUCACGCAUGAGCCACCAUGGGUGCCAAAGGCCCAGAGGCCCCAGUCUGGUCUCCGGUUUCCUUUGGAAGCUGGGUAGUGAGGCCCGUUGUUCCCAUUCUUAAUGCAGUUGAGUUUAAGAAAGCCACUUUCUAACCAGCUGCUAUAAAAACAGCAAAGUAGGAGCCAGCUCCAAGUGACCUGUAGCCAGGCACCCUUUAGUUUCAAGAGGGAGGAGGAGGGACGCAUCUUCACUCUUCCCGCUGAUCUGCAAGAAGGCACCCUCUUUCCAGGCGGAAUUUUGUUAUUGUGUAUUGAGAGGCAGGUUAUACAUAUGCAUUUUUCCUUAUCAGCUUUACGAGUGCUUUUACAUUUUAGAUCCAUGUUCUCUCCAGAAAUAUUUUCCAGUAUAAUGGUAUGUUGUUGCUAGGAAAAUAUUUUCUAAUUCCCUUCCCAGCAAGCCAAAUGCUGCAGAGAAUUGUUUUCUACUUAGCCACUAUUAGGGUUCCUUGUGUGUUGUGUCGACUCUUCCUGGCUUUUUGAUUGGCUAAGAAUUUUGCUGCAGAUGAAGGCUGUCAGCUCUGGGAAACACACAGGUCAGACAUUAAAGGGGCAUGGUUCUCGGGCUGUUUCAAAAUAUCAUCUCACCCCUCUGCUAUACGCUGCUGCUUCAAAUUGGGCGCCCUUGGCCGAUCGUUGGUACCCUGGAUUUUGCUCUCCCACCCAGGCUCAGUUGAAGGUGUUUUGUUGCGCAGACUGUUGUGAGCCUUGUCCCAGCCUGGGACACGAGCUCAAGGGUGGACCCCGCAGAGAUGAGCCGUUGGCUCGGGCGAGGGUGUUCUCUGAGUCGUCGUCUCUGUUGCUGAUGGAAAUGGGAGUGAAGUGAAGUGGUCUGAAAAACUUGGAGUGUUCACAUUUCUCAGCUCGGGGGGUCAUUUACCAGUUCAUUGUAGAAGAAACAAUCAGGUAAGUGGAAGUUCAUUUCCAGAGAAGGUAAACCCCACUUACUAUCUCUGCAUGAUUUCAGUGGGAAUUGAUUAUCACUAAUCCCCAACUGGGCUAGAAUAAAUGCAAAGUUUGACCUUUUUAAAAAGAAAAGGAAACAAAGAAGGUCUUGCCGCAUGUAAAGGAAUGGUAGAGAAGGAGCUGGAGGAACCGGGGCUCUGAGGUGAAGUGUCCCCAUUGAGGAUUAGUCUGCUUUCGCUGAAAUUCACUUUCCAUUGUGAGCCUUUCUUAAGGUGGGGCGGGAAGCCCUGUGGAGGCAGAGGAGCAGUGUGCAACUUCCCCCAUUCGUGCCCCCUUGGUUGGCACUGGGGCUGCUUGGACAUGCCCAGCAUGCCUUACUGCGUGUGUGUGUGUGUGUGUGUGUGUGUGUGUCACCGCUGACAACAUUCUCUUACCUUCUAUGUGCAGUUUGAAAGUCCACAGGAAUUAUGAAUGGGAGACUUUUUACACUUGUCCCUGGGUGAAAUUCUUUCAGAUGUCUCCUAACUUCAGAAGCAGAGGCUGUCUCUGGUAUUCUGUUGACAAGUGAUGCACCUGGCCCUCAUUGCUUGUUUCUCAAUUGGAAAAGACACUGAAGCCUCGCGGUCAUUCUGCUUUUCGCUUGAGUAAGGACCCCCCCCCUUCUUUCGGAUAAUCGAGAGCUGCAGAGGAGGAAACAAGCCGCCUCCCUUGCUGGCUUACAGUAUCAGCUGCUCACUUGGCCCCUGACUGUGGGUGGAAAUAAAAGGACUUGAAUAAAAGAGGGCUGAAGAAUUCUGGCAAUAAUUAGGGGUGUGUUUUCUUUCCUAAAAUUGGCUCAGAUACCUUGGUAUUGUUGACCUUAGCAUCUUCCUUUCCCCAUAGAUGAUGAUACUUCCAGCCCAGAAUAGUGAGGCCUGCCAGCUAGGUACAAGCUUGCUUCUGGAAUAAUCCAAGGUACUUACAGAUAGAAAAAUGGGAUGCUGAGAUACCUGCCCCAUGUGACCAUCACAGUCUUUGAUGAUCAGGUUUACCGUUUGACCUAGGUCCGCGUUUCUGAUCACCUUCCCCAUUUGAAUGUGUUCAGCAGACUUUCAGAUGUGCCCAAAGAUUACUGGCUAAGCUAAGCUCCCUUGCUGCCUCCACACAGCCGGCAGAGCAGAGCCCCUUAUUUUAACCGCAAAGACAGCCGUCUCUUAGGGAAAUAAAACUAAGGUUUGCUUCCUGUUACCCAUAGUUCAUUUAUGACUUCAGAGUCCUUUGGAGCCGAAGAAAGAAACCAAAAGCGCCUGAUUUCAGGUGGAACCCACUGUGUUGAUCUCUAGAAUGGGAGUGGAGUGCUGAUGAUCUUAAGUUCCUGGAGGCAGAUGACAUCUGAAAUACGUGCUUUCCAGAAGACCCAAGCCGGCUUCCCUUGGCUGCUCACUGGCUGUGCGUGUGCGUGCGUGCUCUCAAGGAUUGGUGUGGUAAAUGGCAUUUAAAGUGUUAGCUCCCCUCCUAACCCCUCCCCUUCUUGGAUGCUGAAGGAAAAGACCAACUAGGAGGUUAGACCUCUGGACACGAAGGACGCUAACACCUUCCCAAGUCAGCCCAGCCCAGGCUGAUGUGAGCGAUGUUCAGUGGACUCCAGCUGCGGGCAAGGCCUGGCCACCGAUGUGGGCGUCCCUGAGAGUGCUGGGUCCAUCCUGCUCUGUUCUCUAGGUUCGCAAGUACUGGUUGCUUUGACUUUUGUGAUUAUGUUAUGGUGAUGUGUAGUCAAUGUACCAGUAUGUUCACAACUAGGAUCAUGGUCAUAGAGUGUGUUCUGUUUUGUUUUGUUUUUAACUGUUCAGGAAAAAAGUAACUUAAAUUACAAAUACAAGAUUAAAGUGAA
This is a messenger RNA of Oryctolagus cuniculus (rabbit), 8823 nucleotides long. Lineage: Eukaryota; Metazoa; Chordata; Mammalia; Lagomorpha; Leporidae. The record is from RefSeq and is a predicted model, not a curated record.